GUUACACUCCUUUCUUUGCACAUUCUGAAUUUAGUACAGUUAAUUCUAUAGAUCUAUAUAGAGUGUGUAUACUACUAGCGUACUAGUCUUGUCUAGAUCUAUUUAGUAUACUAGAUCUAGAAUAUAUCUAUGGUGUAUUGGACGUAAAAAUAUUAGAUCUAGAUAUACAAAAUUGAGAGACAAAAGCAAGUAGCCCUGCUUUGUGUCACUUAUAGUCUAGAAUAAUCUAGAUAUUUGUCUACUACUUAACUAAAAUCUAGAUCUAUUUUUGGACUAUCCCGACUGCGACUAGUAGUGUCUAGCUGAGUAAAACCCCAUCUUGACCUCAGCAGCAAGUGCCAGGUCUGUGGCAGUGGCGUAGGAAAGUCCAUGGCAGUGCAAUAAUUGACGAAAACAUGGACUGUGAUCUACCAAAUCUUAAGACUGCCAACUAGAUUUACUAGAUCUAGUCUACAAAAAAAAAAAAGACUCAAAAGUUAAAUAAUGAACACAUAAAACUGACUUCAGUGGUAGUACAUACAACAAUGACUUCACCUCUUUCAAGCAUAUUUACUUUCACAAGUCCAGCUGUUAAAAGACUUCUUGGCUGGAAGCAAGGAGAUGAAGAAGAAAAAUGGGCAGAGAAAGCUGUAGACUCAUUAGUAAAAAAGUUAAAAAAGCAAAAAGGUGCUCUUGAAGAUCUUGAGAAAGCGUUAUCGUGCAAAGAUCCCCACACUAAAUGUGUGACUAUCCAAAGAUCUCUUGAUGGAAGACUACAGGUGUCUCACAGGAAAGGUUUGCCACAUGUCAUCUACUGUCGAGUAUGGAGGUGGCCAGACUUACAGUCCCACCAUGAGCUCAAGCCUCUAGAGACAUGUGAAUACCCAUUCAGUGCUAAACAGAAGGAAGUCUGUAUUAAUCCUUACCACUAUAGAAGAGUGGAGAGUCCAGUUUUACCACCUGUCCUUGUUCCACGCUACAGUGAGUAUCCCACUCAUGGAGUUUUACCACAGUUCCAGCAAGUUCCAGAACCCUCAAUGCCUCAUAACAUUACUUACCCUUUCCAGCAACAACAGUCUCCACCAGCCCCAAGCUCAGGACCAGGCAGUCCAUUUGGAAUACCAGCUGACACUCCACCUCCUGCGUACCAAGCUCAUGAUGACAACCAAAACAACACAAAUGGCCCUCAGCCCAUGGAGACAGGCCAUGGGCCCAACAUUGCACACAGUGGUCCCCCCAUUCUUCCAGGCCCAACAUUUCCAUUGUCCAAGAUAGAGCCCCACUUAGCAGACAAGCAAGCAGUCAAUUACCAGGAGCCUCAUUAUUGGUGUAACAUUGUGUAUUAUGAACUCAACAACAGAGUGGGGGAGCAGUUCCAGGCGUCAUCUCACAGCAUUGUUGUGGACGGCUUCACUGAUCCAUCACGUACAGACAGGUUCUGUUUAGGUCUGCUCUCUAAUGUCAACAGAAACUCUACCAUUGAGAACACACGCAGGCAUAUAGGACGAGGAGUUCACCUUUACUAUGUUGGUGGAGAGGUCUAUGCUGAAUGUUUAAGUGACAGUAGUAUUUUUGUACAGAGCAGGAACUGUAAUUAUUCCCAUGGAUUCCACCCAACGACUGUCUGCAAAAUACCACAGAAUUGUAGUCUCAAGAUAUUUAAUAAUCAGGAGUUUGCAGCUCUCCUGUCCCAGUCAGUCAACCACGGCUUUGAGGCAGUCUAUGAGUUAAACAAAAUGUGCAUCAUACGCAUGAGCUUUGUGAAAGGGUGGGGAGCGGAGUACCACCGGCAAGAUGUGACGUCUACCCCUUGCUGGAUUGAGCUCCACCUGAAUGGUCCACUUCAGUGGUUGGACAAAGUUCUCACCCAGAUGGGAUCACCCAUGAACCCUAUCUCAUCCAUGUCUUGACCCAUUGAACCAUAACUUGUUAUCUCAAAGGUAGAAGGGUUAGUCUUACAAGCAGUUAAAUGAUGAUGGAUGAUACUGUUUGCAUAAUGUGAUAUGUUUGAGUUACAGACAUUUUUUUUAUAGAAACUUUUUUAAUCUUUUAAAAUAAUGAAACUAUUUUUAAGUGGAUUAAUUAGUCUUAAAGCUGUUCAAUUGUUAUACAGUUGUGUCUGAACAGUUUUCUUUAAAAAAAAAUACAUAAUAUAAAAUUUCUCUAUCAUUAUAUAAAAUAAUACAAUUCUAUUCAGCAAUUUAUUACAAACUAAACGAAUUGGAUUGAGCUCUAAGUCCUUUUCCUUUAGUCAGUUUCUUUUGUUAUCUAUUGUUAUAUUUCAUACUAGUUGACCCUUUGAUACAAAAAACUGAUUGCAAGAUGGCAAACUAUAUACAUAUAUAUAUAUACUUAUAUGUGAAGAUUAUGUUGAUAUUUUGUUUCUCUUAGCUCACUUAAAUGCAACUUACAUUAACUGUUAUAGAAAAUGGAGAUGUAACUACAAUUAUGAAAACUUGUUUUUUUUUUUCUGUAAAUGAAAAAAUUGCAAACACUUUUCCAUGAGGUAGUGUAUACACCAAAUGGGGAAAAACAAAGUCUUGAACAUGAGAUUUAAAACAAAUUUUAUUGUUAUGAUUCUAUUACUAAUUUGUAAUAAUUGAAAUUUGAUGUACACAAAAUGAAAUGUAGACAAAGUUAUCACAUGCUCAUAGUUUUAUAUUAUUUGUAUCUAUGUUGGACACACAUGAUUGGUUCAUAUAUAUAUAUGUCUUUUUUUUUUUUGCAACAUAAUUACAUGCAGUGCAUGUGUUUUUCUAAUGAGCCCAUCAUCAAAAUACUUCUUUAUACUCAUCACCUGGAUUGGUGGUUAAUGUCUAUGCAAACGAAUACCUAACAGUCUUCCAGGAAAACCAUUUCAGAUACCUGUAUUUAAAGCAAUAAGGAAAAUCAUUUUCUUUUUUUGUAAAUGAUUGUUGGUGCUUUUUUUAAAGGCAGGUACUUUGUUUCAUAUGUACUGUUUCAUUAAGGCUUGACACUAAGUCUUCAUACAUAUACAAAUAUAUAUUAAUGAUUCAUUAAGUGUUCAUACAAUUUUUCAGAACUGAGCUGCCCAACUAUAGUGUACAGUGUAUGACUAAUGUUAAAAAUUUAAAUUACUGAUAUCAUAUUUCUGAUAAAAAGACAAAUACUAUUUUUCAUUUUCAAAAUGGAGUAAUAUUUUUGCUAAUGAAAGGGAUAUAUAUAUAUAUAUAUAUAUAUAUAUAUAUAUAUAUAUAUAUAUAUAUAUAUAUAUAUAUAUAUAUAUAUAUAUAUAUAUGUUUUAUUUGUAUCUGGUUCAUAAAGUUUGAAAAAUCUGGACUAUACUUAGUAUCGAUGUUUCCCUCCCCCCCCCCCCCCCCCCAUACCAUUCAUUGUCCACACUUUAUUCUGUUUCUUUUCAACCAGCUGGUCUGACAUUUUGUAUUUCACUGGGACAUAUCCUUGUCUCAUUAUGCUGAUGUUCUAUCAAAACCUUUCUGCGGUGCAGAGCACUUUCAUCCUAUCACUUAGAAGAUGGAAAAAAUAGUCAUAUAUUUUGUUCAUCUGACCUUUGGCUUUUAUUAGGAAACUAUUGAAAUAAAAAAUCUAUGCAUGGUGACUAGCAAACCAUGCAGCCCUUCAAAAUUGAUUUUGUUGUUUUUCUUCUAACUUGUAAACGAUUGUCAGUUUAACAUUGCAACACCUUCAGUCCUCCUUCAGAUUUGACUUUUAAAAGAAAGCUACGGUCUGCAGGCUUUUUCAGUUCACGGACCAAAGGUUUGGAACUCACUCCCCAUUAUCUCAGACAGACAACAUGCUACACCACUUUUAAGAAGAACAUUAAGACCUAUCUGUUUAAAACUUUUUUAGAUUAACUGUCUUUUUAGCUGUCGUGUCUGUGUUUGUAAUGUUAUUACAGCGCCUUGAGCCUACAUUUUGUUUGUUAACAGCGCUUUAUAAAUAAAAUUAUUAUUACUAUUUCGUAUUUAGAUAACUUGUGUGUAGGUUAAGAUUGUUAAUCAAAUUAUUUUUGGCAAAAGUAUGGCCUGUUUGUGUAUGCAUUUUAUUCAACUGCAGGUUGUUUUUUAUUAUCCUGAAGUUGAAAAGGGGAAGAUUUGAACCUCUUUGGCCCACACUCAAAUGGAAUUUGAUAUUAUUAUUGUGUAUCUUUCUCCCCUCCCCAAAAUAUUAGUAUUGUUAGUCAAAGGUUUUAUGGUCACAGGUAAAAGAAAGUAACAUUUCUCUCCUACUAAUUGUUAUUAAAAUAGGCUUGUCUUUAUGUCCAAGAUUAAUGGGGAGUGCAGUGUUUAACAUAUGCCACAAACAGCAUGUACAAGACCAUUGCCUGCUGGUGACCAAUUAAUUUCUCUUUUACUUGUCUAUGUGUUUUUGGCAAUAGCUUUCCUUUUGUUGUCAAGUAUGUAUUCUGUAGCCUGCAUAAGAGACCUCCAGCUGUCUCUUUUAGAAGCCAUUUCUUCUUUGUCAAUUUAGACAGUCUGAUUUGUGACCUGGUCUUCAAUGCACCUCUUCAUUAUAGGUUAAUAGUUUCAAGUGAAGAUUUUUUAAUGGGUGUAAAUCAGUGUUUCUUUUUACUUGUGACAACCCCCAGACAAAACAAAAAGUAUGUAAGGGCUCCUGUUAGCCAGCUAGUUGUUGUUGAGGAUUGCUUUAUGCCUAUAGAGUCCAUUCUGAGUAGCAGAAAUGCAUUCUCCUGACGCCUACAUGCACAUUUCAUCACAGUAUUAAGAACGCAAGGUAAAAUUUCAUAUAAGGAGUGAUGGGCUGAUUUUUUGGUGUGAAGGUCAUUUGAGGAACAUUGUAGUGCAUGUAUGUUUAUAAUGGGUUGCAGUUAGGCAAUACAUCUUGUAGAGGGUUUGUUUUUAUCCCCAUAAUAUGUUAGUGGAACAAUGCUUUGGCACUCAGGAGAAAUUUUACCAUUCUGGUGCGAUGAAGGCAGAUAGAAAGAUCACAUUUCACAUUGGAACAGAUUUUGAGAAUUGUUUUUUUGAUAAAGAACAUUUUAGUCAUUCUUGAUACAGAAGCCAAUAGCAAAAAAGAAAAACAUAAUAAUAUUGUAAUUGUAUCUUAUAGGCAUCUAGAUGAAUGUGUUAGUGAUCGCUUUUUAAAAGCAUAAAGAAAAACUUGUUCAGGGCUGUAGCCUCAUUAAGGGGACUAAUUCAUCUUAUACCACAUCUACAUCUGUCAAGUAUUAUUUCUAUCCUUUUUUAUAUACCAACCAUAAUUAAUUACCAGUAGUUAAUUAACUAAUUGGAUUUUUUAAAAAUUGAUUCUUGUUUUGACUGUACAAAAAACCAUUGUGCAAAAUUUCAACUUGAUCCUAGAUUGGUAAUAACGUGUACAAACUUUUGACCAGACAGAGUGAGUGAGUUGAUAUAAGCUUUGUAAAAAUGAUAUAAAAGGUCUUACCAGGUACUUAGAAGAGGAAAAGGCACCUGUUAAUUUAAUAGAUCUACUUUUGAAACUAUUGGUUACAUUUUUUGUUACUAGAUCACUAUUCUAACAUUGUGAUUUAACUACAAUGUAUAUGUAUCAUUUUUUUUUGUAUUACUUGAAACCAAAAAAAUGACCACUUUGUAAGAACAAGAUGGUCCCACUCCACAGAUUUAGAAGCUUUAUAGUCCAUAGGGUAGAGUUGAAACUUUUUAGUCUCCUCAAUGAAUGUUUACACAAAUCAAUUUGCCUAAGAGUUGUAAGAUUUGAACAAUUUGUAAUGCUAAUUUUAUAGGAGGCCCUUUUGAAAGUAUUGAGGGGGUAGAGAGAACUAUAUGUUUACUUGUCAUUAUUUGUUUUUUUUUGUGAGCCAAUUUCACAAUUGAUUGCAUACUCACUUAUACUCAAUAUUCUUUUUACAUGCAAUCCUUCAAUAUUUGUAUGUUGCAAUGCUACAGUGCUUCCAUUGUAUUUUCAUUGAUAGAUUUAGAGAAUCACUUCACAGCCUCACUAUACAAUAAAACAGCACUUGUAUAUUG
Biomphalaria glabrata is the source of this 5930-nucleotide messenger RNA. RefSeq names its product mothers against decapentaplegic homolog 5-like. Bases 525 to 1889 code for a protein of 454 amino acids. Gene Ontology annotation, biological process: BMP signaling pathway; transforming growth factor beta receptor signaling pathway; regulation of transcription by RNA polymerase II. Gene Ontology annotation, cellular component: heteromeric SMAD protein complex. NCBI's taxonomy places the organism in Eukaryota, Metazoa, Mollusca, Gastropoda, Planorbidae. Gene Ontology annotation, molecular function: I-SMAD binding; RNA polymerase II cis-regulatory region sequence-specific DNA binding; DNA-binding transcription factor activity, RNA polymerase II-specific. The record is from RefSeq and is a predicted model, not a curated record. The transcript has 9 exons.